Messenger RNA from Oncorhynchus mykiss (rainbow trout), 1430 nucleotides. The record is from RefSeq and is a predicted model, not a curated record. NCBI's taxonomy places the organism in Eukaryota, Metazoa, Chordata, Actinopteri, Salmoniformes, Salmonidae.
CAUGGACUCUGUGGUUUCUGAUGCACAAAGCAGAGGGUCAUCUCCAACCGGAACUGUAACUGAUAUAGGCAGUCUACUGAGUGGUAAGUCCUACCCUCUGCCAUCUUUCUCCGCCAUCAGCAUGACAACAAGUGGGACCUCCAAUGCUGCACGAGGCUUUGAGGCCAACAUAGAUGCUGAGGAAAGGGAUACCAUCAGUUGUUUCGGUGUACCUCAGAGCAUUGUUUGUGAUCAGAAUUCAACCAGCCCGGAUGUUGCUUCGCUUUCAACCCCAUCCACUGACAACUUAGUCGGUGAUGAUGACUUCACCGGCCUCAUCAGCAUGUUAGUGGUGAGACUUCUGUCAAAAAUCCAAACCCAAACUGAUCUGUACCCAACUGACGUCACACGCACGUCACAAGACCUGAUUCCAAAAGUUAUAGCUGCCUUCUGUGCAUGGUCAGGCUGCUCUGAGACCCAAGCUUAUCCCAAGAACCUGAAGAGUCACAAAGUAUACAGCACCGUCUACAAACAUCUGUUGAAGGAGUUUGGCUCAGAGAAAAUACUCCAACUGGCCGUGUCGACUCAGGACUCCACUUUCAAUAGGAUUCUUGUGAAGUCAUUGAGCAAGGAGCUUCUCCACAGUUGUAACGAGGCAUCAAGAGCAGCCUCAAGAACAUCUUUCGAAGCCACCAGGCCAGAAGCUCUUCUCAUGGCUGAAGAUGUGAAGGCUACCAGAGGGAAGCUGUCUUUCCUACAAAGGCUUGCCAGACUGAAAUUCAACUUAAAGCCAUUCAUGAUGGGAAACAAGAAGGAUUCCAAUAAGAAUUCCCGCCAUUCUGAAUCCAAAGACCAGACUACUGCUGAAGAUAUCAUGUUGGCACAUCCUGCCACAUUUGGACUCCCAGAGGGUCUUCCCUCCACCUCUCAACAGGAGAAGCCUCGCAAACGUCCCCUUCUAAUCAGGAUGUUUUCCACCAUCUCCAUAGGCCUAUCCAAGCCAUUCAAACGCUUUUACCUUCGACAUCAACAAGCGACGCACGGGCUGGUCCUGCAGACUCCCACGCCCAUGGCCCAGGAGAAGGCUGGGGGCCACCUGCUCACUCACGUCCCAGCCAUCUCCUUUGAGACCGACUCUACUGUGGAGUGCACCUCCAAGAGGACUCCGGAAGAGAGGGACCGGGUGAAGGUUAAACUGGCCAACAUGGCCUUGAUGGGAAGGAUCAAAAGUCUUGGCUGUGAAAUGCCCAUUAUGUGUGAUUAUCGAAUUGAUCAUUUUCCACUUUUGAAACAACAAUGGGAAAGACAGGGUUUAUAGCAAAGGUUGCUCAGAUUGGGCUUUUGGAAAAAUUGGGAGAAUGAAAGUGCACUCCUGAUUCAGAGAGAAAGAUCCAGCUUAAUCAUCCAUACCAUUGUUUAAAUUACAAUAAAAAAACAUUCAAACUGUUCCU